Orbicella faveolata is the source of this 1615-nucleotide messenger RNA. Its product is annotated as DNA excision repair protein ERCC-8-like. Gene Ontology annotation, biological process: protein polyubiquitination; proteasome-mediated ubiquitin-dependent protein catabolic process; transcription-coupled nucleotide-excision repair. Gene Ontology annotation, cellular component: Cul4A-RING E3 ubiquitin ligase complex; nucleotide-excision repair complex. NCBI's taxonomy places the organism in Eukaryota, Metazoa, Cnidaria, Anthozoa, Scleractinia, Merulinidae. Gene Ontology annotation, molecular function: protein binding. The record is from RefSeq and is a predicted model, not a curated record.
GCCUAACUAUGUUUCUGGAGCCAAAAUUCUCAAUUAUCGACCACCAUGUUGGUUUGUUUUUGAUCCCAGUCUCCCAAUCAGCCACGUGACAUGCGAAACCUGGUUGAUUUUGCUUCAUCGGCAAUUUUCGUUUUGCUUGUGGCAGCUAAACCAUGUGUGAUAUAUUUUCAGCGUAAAAUGUUUCGUUCCUUUUACAUGAGAGAGCAAGGCACACUUCCUGCGUUUCUUCUUCCCCAAGCUGAGCGAACGAAACGAGUGCGAUCCGUGAAACUGAGUCGCAAUGGCGAAAUGGAACAGGUACAUAAAUCGGGGAUAAACUGUGUUGACAUCGACACAGGCGAAGGUAAAUAUCUGUUGUCUUCGGGUUCAAAUGGAAAAAUAGCCAUUCACGAUAUAGAGGAAUGUUUUUACCAAGACACAUUCAAAUGCACGUCAGUCGCUACGGUGGAAAGAACUUUGAAAGACAGUCACAAACUCAGUGUGGAAACUGUACAGUGGUACCCAAAUGACACUGGCAUGUUUUUAUCCAGUUCAGUCGAUUCGACACUCAAAGUAUGGGAUACAAAUGCACUCGAAGUUGUUGAGAACUUUCGGCUCGAAGGAAUGGUUUACCAUCAUCAAAUGCCAAAGAAUGCCAAGAAACAUUGUCUGGUGGCGACGGCAUGUGAGGACUCCAGAGUGUACCUUUGUGAUUUGAAAUCAGGUUCUGCGAUUCAUAUUUUAAAAGGGCAUUCGAGGGCAGUCAUUUCACUGGCCUGGUCACCAAGGAAUGACUACCUUUUAGCUAGCGGUAGCCGUGACAAUAAAGUACUUUUGUGGGAUGUGCGUAAAGCAGUGGGAAGCAUCCUCUCGCUGGAUCAGCACAAUGGUAAAGGCGGCUCUAGAUCAUCAACUAUAAACACAGCUCACAACGGUCACGUGAAUGGUAUUUCCUUUUCACCUGAUGGAUUGUAUUUACUGACUUAUGGGACAGAUGAUCGUUUAAGAUUGUGGGACACGUUCACUGGCAAGAACACCCUGGUAAAUUUUGGGCGUGUCCACAAUCCCAGUCGGAAAUCUGUUAAACUUUGCCUAUCCAGUGGAACUACAAGGGAAGUGGCUUUUGUUCCAUCUGGUAGCAGUAUAGAGGUGUUUGAAAUUGAGACAGGAAAGCAUAUAGCCACUCUCACUGGUCAUUACAACAAUGUAAACUGUUGCACAUUUCAUAAACAUUUUCAAGCUCUCUUUAGUGGAGCAAAUGAUACAAAUCUCUUGAUAUGGCUUCCUGAAAUGAACCGCACUGGAGAUAAAAAGGAAGGUCAAUCAGCUGAGGCUGUUGCUAGAGCUGCAGAUCAAGUUGUCAAUCCUUAUCAAGACUCCUGGAGCAGCGAUGAAGAGGAAAAGUGAAAAAAAAUAAAUAAAUAAACAGCAACAACACUGGUCAACAACAACAAAAUUUACAUGUAUAUAGCAAAUGGACUUCCUUCCCACCCAUAUGGGGUGUAGCUGCAAUAGUCCUAGUUACUCCAUAUUAUUGAAGAACUGGUGAAGUGAAAGAAAUCUCUUUUCUUACUUUUCAAACUCAUUGAUAAUUCAUCAAGUUAAAUGAAAAUCACUACUGUGAAGGAGGUUUGGG